AUGGAGAAGCAAGGUGUCCCCAUGCAGCAGUACCCUCAAUCGCCCGACGUAACAGGCGCAACCCACCCACCCCUCUACCACCAAGAUCCCGCCGCUGCGCAAUACCAGCAACAGUACCCUCAGCACCCGCAGCAGCCCCAAUCGCCGCCUCCCCAACAUGUGCAGCCCGGCCAGCCCCAGGGCCCACACGAGCAUCAGCAGAAGGCGUACCCGCACCCACAGCAGCCCGGCAUGCCGCCCCAGCAGCAGUCAGGGACUGUGUACCAAAACGCCACGCCGAUUGCGAGUCUGGGGCGCGGGCCCGCGCCCGCGGAUUGUCCGGCGUGUGGGCAGAGGAGUAUGACGAAUAUUGCGUUUGAGACGGGGAACACGACACAUGCCUGGGCUUUCGGCCUCUGCUGCUUGUGUUGUCUGGGGUGCAUCCCGUAUGUCAUGAACAGCCUCAAGGAUGUCACGCACAAGUGUGGGCGCUGCGGUGUCUUGCUUGCGACGUGGCAUAGGAGUGGGACUACCGAAGUCCACAUCCACUCCUAG
Molecule: messenger RNA, 534 nt
Organism: Macroventuria anomochaeta
Lineage: Eukaryota; Fungi; Ascomycota; Dothideomycetes; Pleosporales; Didymellaceae
Exons: 3
Coding region: 1-534 (177 amino acids)
Molecular function (GO): zinc ion binding
Source: RefSeq, a predicted model, not a curated record